This is a messenger RNA of Lodderomyces oxycetoniae, 396 nucleotides long. RefSeq lists its product as uncharacterized. The record is from RefSeq and is a predicted model, not a curated record. The transcript has a single exon. NCBI's taxonomy places the organism in Eukaryota, Fungi, Ascomycota, Pichiomycetes, Serinales, Debaryomycetaceae. Bases 1 to 396 code for a protein of 131 amino acids.
AUGGGAAUAGUGAAGAUUACAAACAGGUCGCAAUGCUUGGAAGCACCUUUCACAGAGGACCAACUUCUUAAAAUCAUAAAUGAACAUUAUGCAUUAGAACCAAAAGCGUUGAUUGAAAGAAUUGGCCAUGAGUUGGACAAGAUUUCAUCUAAGCACAAAUUUAUUAUUCAAUGCACCAAGAUGAAAGUUGAAUCUCAAAAGAUUGAUUUGAACAUAGAGACAGAUUUUGUAGCUUAUUGGGAGCCUUCGAAAGAUGGAUGUAUAACUGUUCAAAUGAACAGAGAUUUAGACUCCUCCUCCCCCUCCUCCCCUUCCUCCUCUUCUGAGAAAGUGGAGCACGCAAGCGAAAAUACUGCUAGAGCUUUACUUUUGACGGUAUACUGGAUAAGUGUAUAA